Molecule: messenger RNA, 1927 nt
Organism: Colius striatus (speckled mousebird)
Lineage: Eukaryota; Metazoa; Chordata; Aves; Coliiformes; Coliidae
Gene: MBIP
Product: MAP3K12 binding inhibitory protein 1
Exons: 9
Coding region: 21-1052 (343 amino acids)
Cellular component (GO): cytosol
Source: RefSeq, a predicted model, not a curated record
CGGCGGUUUGGUUCAGUGUCAUGGCGGUGGCGGCGGCGCCCAGCCCGCUCCAGCCUGACGGCCGCGCUGCGGAGAUCAGCGCCGACCCUGCGGCCUCGGAGGUGGCGAGCAGCGCCCUGCGCUGCCUGGCCGGGUUGGCGGGGCAGCUUAACCUUGGAGAUGAUAUCGUGAAAGUUGUAAUUGAUUGGAGCAAGCUUCAGAACACAUCAGCGCUUCAGCCAGCAUUGCUGUUCAGUGCACUUCAGCAGCAUAUUUUAUGUUUGCAGCCUCUUUUAGAAAAACUUCAAUCAUUGAUUAAAGAGGAAAAUACAGGCCAUGUUGAACCUGCUGGUAAAACAGAAGGCCAGCCUUGUGAAAGGAGUUCAGAUGUUUAUGAUGGUAACUGUCAGACUGAAGAAAAGUAUGCAAGUUAUGACUUGAGAGAUUUGAAGGAUGCUCAUGUGAUUUUUGAUCCAGAGGUGGUCCAAAUAAAAGCUGGAAAAGCUGAAAUUGACAGGCGGAUAUCAGCCUUCAUCGAGAGGAAACAAGCUGAGAUCAAUGAAAAUAAUGUCAGGGAAUUUUGCAAUGUUAUUGAUUGUAAUCAAGAAAAUAGCUGUGCCAGAACAGAUGCAAUUUUCACACCCUAUCCUGGAUUUAAAAGCCAUAUAAAGGUUUCUAGGGUAGUAAAUACAUAUGGACCUCAGACUAGAUCUGAAGGAGCACAUGGGUCCAGUCACAAAGCCAGUGUACCUGUUCACGAUUGUGGGAACCAAGCUGUUGAGGAGAGACUGCAAAACAUUGAAGCGCACUUACGGUUACAAACAGGUGGUCCUGUACCAAGAGACAUUUAUCAGAGAAUUAAGAAGCUUGAAGAUAAAAUCCUUGAGCUGGAAGGACUGUCUCCUGAAUAUUUUCAAUCUGUAAGCUGUUCUGGCAAGAGGAGAAAGGUUCAGCCUCCCCAUCAGAACUAUUCAUUGGCUGAACUUGAUGAAAAGAUCAAUGCUAUAAAGCAGGCAUUACUGAGGAAGACAAAAGAAAGCAAGUCCAAGGAGGCUGAGCGACUUCUUCGAUAAAAAAACACCCAAACGGCUUUUCAGACUCCUCAUCGUGCUUCACACAUACCUAAACCAUAGACCUGAGUAAUGCUUAUCGGGAUUGACUUCAGCAAUGAAAGCAAAGCAUGCAUAUAAACUCUUUUUGGUUGAUCUUGAAAGCUGUAUUUCAGAGUAAUUAAUUUAAAGACAGUCAUAUUAGUUAAAUAGUUACUUUAAUAUGAAGAGAGUUUUAGGAAUAGCAUUCUAACAAUCCAUCCCCUUCUGUUAUAAAGGAGGAUUGCAGCAUUGUUCAUAUGUGAGAAGUCUUAAGCAUGCAAAUGCUACAUUUUACAUGUAAUUCUAGGUGACUGAAUAUUCAAAAGGGCUAUCUUUUGAAUACUUUUCAUGUAAGUAAUUUGCAUAGACCUGUGAAAUGAAAUUAAGUACUUCCUCAUAAGUAAACUGUCUUAGGGGAAAAAAAAGUUACCGAAACCUUGCAGUGAGCAUGCUUAAAUGCUUUUUUUUUUUCUGUGUUUGUUACUAGUUUUGCAGUUGUUGGAAAUGCAGCAAAUUGCAUUUCUGUUUGAAAGAUGGUUAGAGAAAUCUUCUAUGUGUAAAUAAAGACACCUUUUCAUUUCCUCAGUGUCCUAUAGGAAUUCAGACUUAAUACCCUGCUAACAAAAUUAAUACAUUGUAAAGAUGACUACAGGGGAGGUUUUGAGGAACAUGCCAGCAGGCACCAGCAGCUUCUCUUCCUCCCCUAUGUAUGCUUACAUGACUUCUGGAGCGUGGAUGCUGGGUACAUAGUUUAAAGUCAAGUUGGACCUUUGGCCACACACUGCGGCAUGAUUUUUGUUUUGUGUUUUGUUGUUUGUUUGUGGGUUUUUUAAUAAAACAUUUUCUGUUUAAACCAA